This is a messenger RNA of Pseudogymnoascus verrucosus, 3902 nucleotides long. RefSeq lists its product as uncharacterized. Gene Ontology annotation, molecular function: ABC-type transporter activity; ATP hydrolysis activity; ATP binding. Gene Ontology annotation, cellular component: membrane. Gene Ontology annotation, biological process: transmembrane transport. The transcript is spliced from 9 exons. Lineage: Eukaryota; Fungi; Ascomycota; Leotiomycetes; Thelebolales; Thelebolaceae. The coding region runs from base 40 to 2730 and encodes 896 amino acids. The record is from RefSeq and is a predicted model, not a curated record.
UUUAUUCAGACUUUGAGAACGAGUGCCGAUGUCGUCGGUAUGACCCAUGCUGUCGCAAUCUAUCAAGCAUCUCAAGCCAUUUAUGAACUCUUCGAUAAGGUCAUUGUUCUAUAUGAAGGGCGAGAAAUCUACUUUGGGUCUACAAGCGCUGCGAAGACCUACUUUGAGGAAAUGGGCUGGUACUGUCCACCCCGUUUGACUACAGGAGACUUUCUCACCACUGUCACCAAUCAUUUGACGAGAAAACCGCGACAAGGCUAUGAAGGACGUGUGCCUCGAUCUCCAGUUGACUUUGAGAAGUAUUGGCAGGCAUCUACCGAGUACAAAGCACUCCAGGAUGAGAUAGUGCAACAUGAGAGGGAAACUUCUAGCAAAGCCUCAGCUGCUGAAUUUAAAGCGUCACGUCGAGCUGUACAAGCGCGCCACAUGUGGUCAAAGUCUCCGUAUAUCGUCAACAUUCCAAUGCAACUUAGGAUCUGUACUAAACGUGCAUAUCAGCGGCUAUGGAAUGAUAAGAUUUCAACAUUGACUGUAGUGAUUGGACAAAUUAUCAUGGCUCUUGUCGUGGGCUCGGUCUUUUUUGGAACACCCAACAACACAGGCAGUUUCUUUGCAAGAGGCUCGACACUUUUCUUUGGGACCCUUCUCAGCGCACUCAUCGCUGUCACUGAGAUCAACAAUAUGUAUCAACAAAGGCCUAUUGUUGAAAAACAAGCGUCAUAUGCCUUUUGCCACCCUUUCGCCGAAGCCCUAGCAGGUUUGGUUUCAGACGCUCCCAUCAAGCUCAUAAUAACGAUAUGUUUCGAUCUCAUACUCUAUUUCCUUGCAGGACUUAGCCCGGAGCCUUCCCAGUUCUUUAUUUUUUUUCUGUUCACUCUGCUGGUCAGAUUUACUAUGUCUGCGAUGUUCCGGACAGUAGCAGCAGCAACCAAGACGAUCUCACAAGCUUUAACAAUAGCAGGUGUAUUAAUAUUAGCAAUUGUGAUCUACACUGGGUACACAAUUCCUCUACCAUAUAUGCAUCCAUGGUUCAAAUGGCUUAAUUACAUUAACCCAUUGGCAUAUGCGUUCGAGGCACUAAUGGUGAACGAAUUCCAUGGGAGAGAUUUUCCUUGUGCCAGUUUCGUGCCAUCAUAUCCAAAUCUUUCUGGUAACACUUUCAUCUGCCCAGUCACAGGCGCUGUCGCGGGACAAUUAGAUGUUUCCGGGGAUGCAUAUGUCGAAGCUAGCUUUCAGUACCACUACUCUCACAUCUGGCGGAACCUCGGAAUCUUAAUCGGGUUCUGGAUAUUCUUCGUGGCAACCUAUCUCAUUGGAACAGAACUUAACUCGUCUACAUCGAGCGCGGUCGAAGUUUUGUCUUUUCGACGAGGACAUAUGCCAAAAGACACCCUACAGACUCGUAGUGUUGACGAGAGCGUUGGCCCAGUGCCAGCAGGAGAUGUCAGUAUUAACAGUCGGAGGCAGAGAAGUGACGAUAUGUCGCAACAGAGAAGCAUUUUCUCUUGGCGUGACGUUGUCUACGACAUCCAUAUCAAGGACAAACCUCGGAGACUACUGGAUCAUGUUUCCGGAUGGGCUAGACCUGGCACGCUCACUGCAUUGAUGGGAGUGUCUGGAGCCGGAAAAACGACUCUACUAGAUGUUCUAGCUCAUCGUACCUCCUGUGGAGUCGUCACUGGAGAUAUGCUGGUCAACGGCAAAGUUUUGGAUUCGAGCUUUCAACGCAAGAUUGGCUAUGUCCAGCAACAAGAUGUCCAUCUUGAGACCGCGACAGUUCGUGAAGCUUUACGAUUUAGCGCAAUGCUCCGUCAGCCGAAAUCGGUAUCAACAAAGGAUAAAUGCAAACACGUGGAAGAGGUAAUUAGGAUGCUUGACAUGAGCGAGUUCGCUGAAGCUAUAGUUGGAAUACCAGGAGAAGGACUCAACGUGGAGCAACGGAAGCUUCUCUCAAUUGGAGUGGAAUUAGCAGCCAAACCAGCCUUGCUUCUUUUCCUAGAUGAGCCAACAAGCGGUCUGGAUUCACAGAGCUCGUUGGCUAUUGUUUCUCUCCUUCGGAAGCUUGCAGAUAAUGGACAGGCAGUCCUCGCGACAAUUCAUCAACCCAGUUCGAUAUUGUUCGAGGAAUUUGAUCAACUUCUUUUUCUUGCCAAGGGUGGCAGAACGGUAUACUUUGGUGAGAUAGGUCACAAUUCGCAAACACUUCUCGAGUACUUUAAGAAGAACGGCGCCAGAUCCUGUGGGAAAUCGGAGAAUCCCGCAGAGUAUAUUUUAGAAGUCGUUGCCGCCACAGCAAUUGGUCAAACCACACAAGACUGGCCUGAGAUCUGGCGGUCGAGCGACGAAAGCAGAAACAGAAUACUUGAACAAGACCGCAUACAUCAUGAGAUGGGUUGUGCAACUAUGGAAAACUCUAACGACGGCAACUGUGAUGAGUUUGCUGUCCCUCUAUACGUCCAACUUCGACAUACCAUUAUUAGAAUAUUACAACACUACUGGCGCUCACCUACGUAUAUCUGGGGCAAGAUCAUGCUUGGUGUAGUAUCCGCCCUCUUUAUUGGAUUCUCGUUCUUCAGGUCGAACGACUCCUUACAAGGGCUACAAAAUGUCCUAUUCAGCAUUUUUAUGCUGACCUCAAUUAUGAGCUCGCUCGUUCAACAGAUUAUGCCACGCUUUGUGCUGCAAAGAUCGCUAUAUGAGGUCGGCCACCUACAGUACCUGGGCUCUUGAUGUAGUGUAAAUUAAUGCGAUCAGGUUCGCGAGCGUCCGUCUAAAAUAUACUCCUGGAUCGCUUUCAUCCUCGCCAACAUAAUAGUCGAAAUACCCUACCAAAUCAUUCUUGGGAUUCUGGUUUUUGGGUCUUACUAUUAUCCAAUUUUUGGUAUACAAUCUUCCCAACGCCAAGGUCUCAUCCUGCUGUUCUGCAUUCAAAUCUUUCUCUUUGCUAGUACAUUCGCACAUUUAGUGAUUGUCGCAUUGCCCGACGCUCAGACUGCCGGAGCAGUUGCAACUCUUGUGUUGUCCCUAACCAUGAUUUUCAACGGGGUCUUUCAACCACCACAAGCCCUUCCGGGGUUCUGGAUCUUCAUGUAUCGUGUUAGUCCACUGACUUAUAUUGUUAGUGGUGUUGCGUCAGGUGGUCUGUCCGGCCGACCAGUGCAGUGCUCCACGAGCGAGAUCCAAGUCUUUGACCCAUCGAGUGGUCUGACUUGUGGCGCUUACCUCCAGCCUUUUUUGACUCAGGCACCCGGCCAACUACUCAAUCCAGAUGCCACCAGUCAAUGUCAGUAUUGCCCCUUGUCAACCGCAGACCAGUUUCUUGCCAUGUCUGAGAUCUCGUGGAGUACACGAUGGAGAAACUUUGGUAUUGUGUGGGCUUACAUUAUCUUCAACACGGUCAUGACGAUGGCACUUUAUUACGCCUUCAGGGUCACAAAGUGGAGUUGGGCAAGCCGACCAAAGGUCUUGCAGUGGCUGCUCAUGAAAGUAGGAUAUUAUGCCAGGGCAUUGCUGGUAGGAUACUUUGGGAAGUCUCCAGUUGAGAAAGGCGGAGAACAUCAUCUUUUUUAACAAAGUCGUUUCGAUGUUCGUCCUAACAUUAUAAUGAUUUAUUGAUUUGCUACAUAAGCUUUUUCCGGAAUCAUCAAUGUCAAAGAGCCGGUGUUUUCAUAUCACUUCCGACCUUUGGACCUCAAGCAACAAUAAAUCGAUCCUUGGAAUAAUCGUCCACUAAGUUAUAUCUUAAGGAAAGGAAUACUGGUGCAUUAGGUUCUUGGCGUACGAGAGGUUCAGGGCGAGCAUACUAGUGAAAAUUAAGCUUUGGUUUUUCACAGUUCAUCGAGGAAACUGGGUAUUUUGUUGGAGACAAUGCAAGUAUUAAUGAUACACUAUGUAAGUUACGG